Messenger RNA from Kickxella alabastrina, 739 nucleotides. RefSeq lists its product as uncharacterized. Bases 93 to 362 code for a protein of 89 amino acids. The record is from RefSeq and is a predicted model, not a curated record. Lineage: Eukaryota; Fungi; Kickxellomycota; Kickxellomycetes; Kickxellales; Kickxellaceae. The transcript has a single exon.
GUUUGGAAUACCAAUUAGCAUUUCUACAACAACCACAACCAUAGAAAAUACACGUUUGGCGCUUAAAGCUUUAUCAGAAUAGAUACUAUCAAAUGGGAUUUUCUUUACCAACAUUUACCUUUAUUGACGAAGAAAUGUCAAGAAAAAUGAAGGUUAGUUUGUUUAAUGAUUUAACUGUAGAAUUCUUAAUGGAUAUUGCUAAAACUCAAUGGGGAAUUACUGAUAGAACAUAUAUUAUUAUUACAUCAAAAAGAAACACAGUUUAUACAGGCAAUGUUGUGAUAGGUUCCAAUAUUAAAGCCAACUCUAAUGUGAUUCUUGCUAAAAGUAGUUAUAACCCAUUUGCAGAUUUAAACUUAUAACUUGGAUACUGAAAUGUAUUGUAGCCAUGGAUACCUUAUUUUCCAGUUACUGAUAUCUGCGUGGUCUUUAUACAGCGAUAUUCUGCAAGAAUAUUGAUAGAUGCACACGUUGUUAUGCGGGGUGCUAAAUGAGGAGACAAAUGUAUAGGAAUGCGCCGCAUUGUCGAUUAGAGUGACCAAGAGUGUCUAAAUAUUAUUUUUAUUAUUUCCUAGUUCCCCACAAUAAAAUUGUAUAUCUAACACUAAGCAAAAAAUAAAUGACAACACAUGGACGCUGUCAAAAAUAGUGCAAAAACGGGUGUAUUUGGUUCUGUUUUUUCUGCUAUUCUUCCUGGUUUGCUUUUGCUUUACAAUGCACUCACAUCUCAAAUAAUUUA